AUGAGGGGGAGUGAUGCGUGGGAGGAGGCGGGAGGAGAAGGGGGCAGCAGGAGGGGACAACAUGGAGCCCAACAAGAGGGGCCGGAGAGAAUCAGAGGAGGACAGGUUGAGGGGAGCUGGGCCUCUGGGAGACCAAGGGAAGCACUGCAGAAAAUUCCAAAGGAAGACGAGAGAAAAUGGAGAAAAAGGAGAGCUAUCCCACUUCAGCCCCACAAAGGAGAGAAAGCAAGGCCAAGAAAGCCAGAGAGGUUAAGCGCCUCGCCCGAAUCACCUAGCACAGCUGGGACACAAACCAGCUGGAACUCUGAGCCCACACGCGUUGCCACUGCACUAUGCUGCCCCCCCCCAAGCAGUCUGCCACGAAGUGGAACCCACAGGAACCUUAGCUCGGGGGAAGGGUCCGUGUCCCAGCCUGCCACCCUGCCCCAGCAUGCCAGGCCUCGCUGCCCAGACCAGCUCACCAGAGUAGCAAGGGUGGCUUCUCCGUUUAAACCAGACCCUGAUGAGGAAGGCAUUACAAGGGAGCGGCGGGCUCGGAACGCAUCCUAUAACUUGCACCUGGGCCAUCUUCUGAUGUUUAGUCAACGUGACAAGCACUGCUGGCCAUCGAGCUUUGUCGGAACUCUGUCCAAGCUGGGGAGCAACCUUGCCCAUGCAAGGAGUGGCUACGGAUAUGAGGAAGCACGGUGGAUCGCUAUCUGCAUGGAUGCUGGGGCAGUUUUCCCAGGUUCAAAUCCUGUCUCUGCUUACUUACAAGUGAGGGCCCUGAUCAGUGGAGAUGCUUUGCGUCAGAAGAAUUCCCUGAGCACAUGCUGGGCCAAGCCUCGAGGAGGCAGAAAUCAAUCAGCCUUGGCAGCUGCCUCGUAGGUGCUCACAGUCACAUGAAGAUACAGGCAAGUAGGUGAACCACAGGAUAGAGGGGUGCAUGCUGAAGAGGGAUGCCCAGUAUGGUGAGAAGUGGAGGAGCCUCCAUCUCUGCUGGGGCCCAGAAGAGGCUCCCCCAUGGAGGCGAAGGUGCAUGAGGGGCUUCCAAGCAGACAUUUCCAGGGGGCUGAUGGGUAUACUAGCCCACUGCUUCACCAGGAGGUCUUGGCUGGAGACAAAGCUGGAGCCCUCUGCACCGUGAUAGUGAUUGGAAUCAGAGCAACUGAUGGCCUGAUCCAGGGCUGGUGGGAAUGAGAAGAGGCUUUUGGUCCAAACACAGACGAGUGCUCAAGAUAUCCAGGGACUGACUACCAGUGCUUGAGAAUGGAGGGGAUGUGAACUCACAGAGGAAGCCAAGGCCCUGCAGGGUGUUUUGUCAGCUUCCAGGAACGGCCAGUUCUCCCCUCUGCCAGCCCCUUUCCCUGGACAGGGACAACUUUCUUCCAGACUCUCCAGCAUUUUACAAAUGUGUUAUCAAGCACACCAGGAGGCAGGUUUCAGGUUCCCCUGCGGCAGGAACGUGUGUGCCAUAGUCCCUGGGCUCUCGGCAGAGCUCAGAGCUCAGCCGUCCCCGGAGCUUCAGGAAUGAGAACUACUUCUCCAUUCCAAGCAGCCUCCUGAGAUCUAAUUCCUUGUCACAGGAAAGAGGAAGAACAGGCUCCAGCUCCCUCAGGGUCUGUUCUCCCUCCGGGGCUGCCCUCUCACCCACCCUGCCAGGCUGCGAGCCCAGCAGAAUAGGAAGCUUAGCCACUCAUCCUCGGAGGCUCGGUGCCCGUGAGCUCUCUGCUCCUGACACAAAGAGGAACAGCAAUGAUGUGAAUUCUGCACCUCAGAGACAUGAGGAUGUGGGAGUUGAGAAUGGUCCCCCCAACUCCCCAGUAGAAAGAUUUUUUUUUCUGGGGUGACUUUGGAGAUCCAGCAUAUGCAGUGUGCAAAACUUAAAACAGAACACUCAGAAGGGUAGGAAUAUAAACACCCACCUGCUUUUCCAAGGACAUAAAAUAGCUUUUAGAGUGACACAAAGCCUCCUUUUUGUGCAUAUUUCACUCCAUAGGGCACUUCCUAAAUGAGUCGAUGAAUCUGGGUCCAGAAAUUCUAUCAUGUGACUUAACCAGCUUUUUUUUUUUUUUUUUCC
Messenger RNA from Canis lupus familiaris (dog), 2059 nucleotides. RefSeq lists its product as uncharacterized. The transcript is spliced from 5 exons. Bases 1 to 867 code for a protein of 288 amino acids. The record is from RefSeq and is a predicted model, not a curated record. NCBI's taxonomy places the organism in Eukaryota, Metazoa, Chordata, Mammalia, Carnivora, Canidae.